AUGGCAGCCAUUUCAUCUACAGCAUGUAACUGGCUGCCUACUGAUAGGGAAAGCAUUUUUUCCAACUUGCUGCAAAUCAGACAUGGAUUUUUGGUUAAGAAUGGAAGAAAUGAGAUUUGUCGUUUGUUUUUUGUGCAGGAACUGACAGAAGAAGGCCUUCCUUUUCUCAUACUUUUCCAUAUGAAAGAUGACUUGGAGAGUUUAGAGAAAUUCCAGCAGGAGGUUGCACGACAGUUAAUAAGUGAAAAAGGUACAAUAAACUUCCUCCAUGCUGACUGUGAUAAAUUCCGGCACCCGCUCCUCCAUAUUCAGAAGACUCCAGCAGACUGCCCUGUUAUUGCCAUUGACAGCUUUAGGCACAUGUAUGUCUUUCCAGACUUCAGUGACUUGUCAGUUCCAGGUAAACUGAAGCAAUUUGUACUAGACUUGCAUUCUGGAAAAUUGCAUAGAGAGUUUCAUCAUGGCCCUGAUCCAACUGAUGUAGCACCUGGUCAGCCAAUUCAGGAUUUAGCAAGCAGCCCACCAGAGAGCUCAUUCCAGAAACUGGCACCCAGUGAACAUAGGUACACCUUAUUGAGGGAAAAAGAUGAACUUUAAAAACUUGAAAUAAUCUUGCAAGCCUUUCAGACAGCAGCAUUGACUUCUGUGUGGUGGAAAUAGUAAACCUAUAUUUUCAUAAUUCUAUGUGUAUUUUUAUUUUGAAUAAACUGAAAAAUAAUUUCUUUCUCCCCAGGCUUGUAAAUACAUUUGUUUGGUGGGUCAUUCUGUACAGCAUCUUUCAAACGGUUCCUAAUGCUAUAGUAAAACAUCAGAGACCCAUCCAGACUCUAUCUAACUCUGUUCUGUAAAACUUUUAUAAUCCAAAUGAAGGUAUCCUUGCCAGAGACAUGCUGUUAACUUGCACUAUCCCAUUAAAUAGGACUUUGGGGUUGUUUUCUGUGUAACCUUGGUAGUAUGUGCUUUUUCUUCUUCAUGUGAACAGCUAUCCUGGUAAUCUAUUCCUUUGUCACAUUUUUCUCCAACUUAAGAGGGUCUUCUAUUCUGGAUACUUGGGAGGGGAAUAAAUUAAAGUUUUACAGAA
This is a messenger RNA of Antrostomus carolinensis (chuck-will's-widow), 1081 nucleotides long. Its product is annotated as endoplasmic reticulum resident protein 44. Bases 1 to 597 code for a protein of 198 amino acids. Gene Ontology annotation, biological process: protein folding. The transcript has 4 exons. The record is from RefSeq and is a predicted model, not a curated record. Gene Ontology annotation, molecular function: protein disulfide isomerase activity. NCBI's taxonomy places the organism in Eukaryota, Metazoa, Chordata, Aves, Caprimulgiformes, Caprimulgidae. Gene Ontology annotation, cellular component: endoplasmic reticulum-Golgi intermediate compartment; endoplasmic reticulum membrane.